GUUACUUGUUAUUGUUGUGAAGUAAUUAACUUUUGAAUUGACUUACGUUUAGCUGUUUGUUUUGUUUACGACAUGCGUGAUGGAUUCUAUACGCGAAGCGACCUCGGUGGGCGGAGCUGUGUGGGCGGGGAUGGCAGCUGGCGCUGAGGAGGCUCCCGGUCGCCGGCCCUCCCUAGCAUCCCGCCACCGCGGCCGUUCUGUAGUCGAUCACUGAGCCAAACGCCGUGGUCCACCUUCAGAGGAAAACAUCUUGGGCAUCUUCAAGGAUGAGCACGUACACGGUGUCACUUCCCGGACCCGGACCUUGGGGGUUCCGGCUGCAGGGCGGGAAGGACUUCAACAUGCCGCUGACCAUCUCCAGGAUCACGCCGGGCAGCAAGGCGGCGCAUGCCAACCUGGUCCAGGGCGACGUCAUCGUGGCCAUCGACGGCGUCAGCACAGAGGGUAUGACGCACUUGGAAGCCCAGAACAAGAUCAAGAUGGCCAACUACAACCUGGCGCUCACCAUGUCUAAGUCCAAGCGUCCUGUUGUCAUGCCGACACCGAGAAUCGACGCCGCCAUUCCCAUGAUCCCUCACCAGCAGGUUUUCACCCCCGCGCCUCCCAACGCCAGCUUCAACGCCAGCGUGAUGAAGGACACGUCCGUCUCCACCCACAAGCACAUUGAGGUGAAGGGCCCGGGAGGCAAGGCCACCAUCAUCCACGCCCAGUACAACACGCCCAUCAGCAUGUACUCGCAGGACGCCAUCAUGGACGCCAUCGCGGGACAGACCAUGACCAAGGGCCAUGAAGCUGGUCCACCGCUGUCCAAAGACCGCCUUGUAGACAGCGCCUCCCCGGUCUACCAGGCCGUCCAGAGUGCACAGAAUGACCAAGACGAGGGCGAAUGGGGUCGCCGCAGUGCCAACGUGCAGUCCAAGUCCUUCCAAGUCCUGGCCCACAUGACGGGAACCGACUCCUUCACAGAGGAGGAGAAGGAGGAGGAGGUUAGGAGGAGCAGCCCUACUGAGCAUGCUCCAACAUCUGUUGGCCCCGCCCCUGCUGCCAUAUGGCCUCUGGAACACGCCUACUUAACGCAUGACCUUCACAGCCAGUUCGGUCAGCCCCCCGCCAUGCCUCCUGCUCAGCAGGCCCCGCCCCCUCAGCCGUACCAGCAACCCCCCGCCCAGCAGGCCCCGCCCACCCAGCAGAGCUCCAUCCAGAUACCCGUCGGCUCGGCCCCGCCCAAGGUGAUCAGCACCGCCUGCAUCUACCCCUCCCAGCCAGCUCAGGUUCCGCCCCAGCCGCGACCUCACCCCGCCGCCCCGCCUCAGCCCGGUCCCGGCGCCGCCUCCAACCGACCCCCCUGGGUGACCGACACCUCCUUUGCAGAUAAGUUUGACCCCGGCAAGACCACCACCACCACCACCGUCGUCAAGGCGCCGCCGCUGCCUCAGGCCGCGCCUCCUCCGCCGCCGUACAUCCCCAACCCUUCCCCUGCUGCCCCCAGCCCCGCCCCCGUCACUCCCAGCCCCGCUCCUUUCAAUCCCAGCCCCGCUCCCUUCCCGCCUGUGGCCAGAGGCGUGGCCCAAAGGGCGGAGAGGUUUGCUGCCAGCAGCCGCACGCCACUCUGCGGCGCCUGCAACAGCAUCAUCCGGGGUCCCUUCCUGGUGGCGCUGGGCCGCUCGUGGCACCCCGAGGAGUUCAACUGUCACUACUGCAACAUGUCGCUGGCUGACGUCAGCUUCGUGGAGGAGCAGAACAACGUUUACUGCGAGAAAUGCUACGAGGAGUUCUUCGCCCCCACCUGUGCACGCUGCAGCACCAAGAUCAUGGGGGAAGUGAUGCACGCUCUGAGGCAGACGUGGCACACAACCUGCUUCGUGUGCGCAGCCUGCGGAAAAGCCUUCGGAAACAGCCUCUUCCACAUGGAGGACGGAGAGCCGUACUGCGAGAAAGAUUACGUGGCGCUGUUCAGCACCAAGUGUCACGGCUGUGACUUCCCGGUGGAAGCUGGAGAUAAGUUCAUCGAGGCUCUGGGUCACACCUGGCAUGACACCUGCUUCGUGUGCGCGGUUUGUCACGUCAACUUGGAGGGUCAACCUUUCUACUCCAAGAAAGACAAACCUCUGUGCAAGAAGCACGCUCACGCCAUCAACGUGUAACCUGGCGACAAGCACGCUGCUGCUCUUCACUGUUACACGCGUGUGCAAAAAAAAAAACCACACACACACACAACGUUUUGCUUUGAGACACCACAAACUUUGUUUUUCUGCUCAGUCUGACCUGAAAGCCGACAACGUGGAACACUUCAGGCUGCGAAAAGCAACUCACGGGUGACUGGAGAAAAUAUCCCAACCUUUUUACACACACCUGAACUAACCACGGACUGCCCCUCAAGGCUGGAUGGAUAACAUGCUCUACAUACAUUAUUAUUAUUAUAUUUAUUAUUAUUAUUAUCAUAAUGUAUUUAUGUAUAAAUAAUUUAUUUAUAAUCUACAUACAUUAUUAUUAUUUUUAUUAUUUAUUUAUUUAUGUAUAAUUAAUUUAUUUAUAUUCUACAAACAUUAUUAUUAUUUUUCAAAGUGUCAUUGAAUUAAUUCAUUUAAAACAAUUUUAUAUUCAACACACAAUUAUUUAAAAUAAAAACUAAAAACAUGAAAAACACUAAAUAAUUACGGUAUCUAAUAUAUAUAUAUAUUA
Molecule: messenger RNA, 2682 nt
Organism: Doryrhamphus excisus (bluestripe pipefish)
Lineage: Eukaryota; Metazoa; Chordata; Actinopteri; Syngnathiformes; Syngnathidae
Source: RefSeq, a predicted model, not a curated record